Lolium rigidum is the source of this 1767-nucleotide messenger RNA. RefSeq names its product nuclear pore complex protein NUP1-like. Bases 1 to 1311 code for a protein of 436 amino acids. The transcript has 8 exons. Gene Ontology annotation, cellular component: nuclear envelope. The record is from RefSeq and is a predicted model, not a curated record. Gene Ontology annotation, biological process: nuclear membrane organization. Lineage: Eukaryota; Viridiplantae; Streptophyta; Magnoliopsida; Poales; Poaceae.
AUGGAUGCAGUCGCUGAUGUUGCUAGGCCGGGGUGCAUUGUUCCCGGCCAGCAGGCGCAGCCGCGACUCAGCAGAACAAUGUCAUUCCACCCCUCCCCUCUUCGAUUUUCCCCUUCUCGUCUCCAAAAUCCUAGCCCACAAGAUCCUGAAACCCUAGCCCCACAUCGACGCCGUUACAUGGCGUCCCGCGGAGGCUACGACGGCGGCUUCACCGCCGGGGGCAAGAUCCGUAGGCGCCCUGCUUCCCGCGCCGCAGCUGCAUCACCAUACGCACCCCCUGCUGCCGCCACCGCCACCGUCCCGGCGGCGCGCGGCGGUGAAGGGAGCGGCUGGCUCACUCGUCUCGUCACCGGCAGCGCCGCACGUCUUAUCUCCUCGGUGUUUCGCAAGCCGCCUCCGCCUCCGCUUCCGGAGCCGUUCAAUGCGCAGCCUACGCGGCCAGAAUCGCUUGACGCACGGCCCUCGCAACCUGAGUUGCUCGACGCACCUCACUCGCCGCCGCCGCCGCCGCCGCCUUUAGAGGAUGACAUUCCAGAAGGAGAAGAAAAUGGCGGACAGACUGCUAAAAACCUGUAUACUGAUAAUCCUGAAAACUCUAUCAAGGAUAGAGAUGUCAUGCUCAGAAGUUCUGAUUGCCAUCGUGGUAUUGAACUUGAAGAAUUAUUGAAACAGACAACGUCUACAAGGAGUGAGUUUGAAUAUUUGGCUGGGCUGUUGCGAUCCAGAACUGUUGGAUACAAUACAUCGCAGGCAGAAGUUGGUAAUAUAAAGCAAACAGAGUCCGGCAAGAAGGAAAAUGGAUCUAGAGGCUUACCUGUUGAUUUCUCCAUUAGAUCAUACAGUGUUGCUGAUCAAGUUGCUUCACCUGCAGAACUUGCAAAGGCAUAUAUGGGUUCAAGAUGUCCAGAGGGGUCACCCUUGCGCCUUAGAUUGCAUGACCCCUCUUUUCUACCUAAUAAACCAGUAGAAGCGAUCACAGUAGAUAAAUCUCUGAACCCCACACUUCUCCAAAGUUCAAGAUUGUCUGCUUCCACGUCCUUUGAUCAUCUUGGAAGCAACUAUAUGACUCCAAAUAAAUCAGCAAUACACAAAAUGUCAUCGUCUUCUUACUUCAAGGGUCCUGUUCCUUCAAGGGACAUGUCUGGUACCGUAUCUUCAUCUUAUCAGACCUCAAACAGUGUCCAUACAUUUGGCAGGCAGAUCCUGAAGAGGAAGAGUGUUGCUCUCAACAAUGAGACUUGCUCCGUCAUUUCCAUCACCAGCCUCGCCUCCUCGGCUACUACAUCUCGUUUGCUUUGUCAGAGGGGCUAGAUCCCCCUCGUUUUGUCCCAAUGCUGCCACAGCCCCCAGAGCUUGCCGCUGUCAUCCGACACGUAGCGGGCUAUAGGUUUGAUGCCCAGAACAUUAUGCACUGUCGGAACAGCAACAUCUUCACCAGUCUCCAUGAAGAAGGGGGAUUAGCACCUGAAGUUCACCACCUGCUGUGCCCAGAUAGAGGCAUGCCCAUCAUUCCAUCAUUCCCACACUUCCAUGACCGCAGUCUCGAAAAUUUCCGUUCAAUCCUCUCCAAAGAAGAAGGCAGAUCGUCCUACUUGUAUGUGUUUGGGGAAGUUACCAAGGAGGUAGGAAAGACCAUGACACGUGUAUAUAUGUUGCAAGAUGGUGUUUGGGCGCAUGCUUACCUUGGUCACAUGCCAGCUCCCUCCUCUGGUUGGACCCGAAAGGUGUGCUGAGGUGCAGAUAACCCAGGUGAGAGACGAUGGUCAG